AUGGCGAGUCGCCCCGGCGCCGAGAGUUUCAAGUCGCCGUCCGCGGGCCGCCUCGGCUUCGAGGCCGCCAACAGCCCGACGAUCCCAUGGCCGGCUGCGAGGUUGGAGGUUCCCGCGCCGCCCCCCGAGUGCACCGACGGGGGGGAGAAGGCCGCGCUGCACGGGCGGAUAGAGGCACUGGAGCUCCGCUGCGUUGCGCUGCAGAAGAAGCUGAACGCGCGCCCCAUCACCUCGCAGGGCGUGCUGCCAGAGAAUCAGGACCCCCUGAAGCUCGGCGGCGCCUUGCCGCCGCUACCGACGCCCGCCCAGGCCGUGAGCAGCCGGAGAGAGCUUGCCUCGGCGCUGCGCGGGGCGGUGGAGCAGCGCAUGCGCCGCUUCACGGAGGGGCUGCUGAGGCACGACAAGUGGCUCUGGGUGUUCUACGGGCACCUGCUCGUGCUCUAUGUCCUCUGUUCAUCGUGCUUAGCGAACAGCUCCGAGAGCGUCAACUCGCCGGCCGAGGGCAUGGAG
Messenger RNA from Prorocentrum cordatum, 510 nucleotides. NCBI's taxonomy places the organism in Eukaryota, Dinophyceae, Prorocentrales, Prorocentraceae. The record is from the annotation of a GenBank genome assembly.